GUGAGGGAGGGGACCCAGGGAUAGUUGUCUUCUGCUGCUCUCCGGUGCUUUCGCUCUUCCGAGAGUCCAGUGUGUUUCGCCACCCGAGGAACCCGCGUGCUCCACGUAAUAUCAGCGCGAAGUAAUUCGAAGACAAAUUGGUUGAGGCGUCAAUAAAAGGCAUCAUGCAGAAGGCCAAACUCGUGAACAAACAGUUCAACUCUCCUAUCAAUUUAUACUCGCCACAAGCGAUACAGGAGACUCUGGAUAAACAGACCCAGGUGUUGGCCAACGGUGCAGUCGGGAUCGACUUCAGCCAGUUGGCCAAGCCAGCAAACCUGCAGAACAGUGCUGUUCUACGUAUGCUCGAGGAAGAAGAAGCAAGACAGCGCGGUGGUCAACCCAAUCUCAAACGAGUGACUUGGCCACCGCCUCCAGAGGAUCAAGACUUCGACUACGUGGAGCAAGCUCCCGUCCAAGCGAAGACCCGUGGAUACGGUGAUCUCGGCUCGUACCAGAGCAGUCCCUCGUCAGGUCCGUCACCCCAACCGCCCUCGACGGUCGCACGGUCGUCGACGCAGAGCGCCGUUCUGUCGUCCCCGUCGCCGGUCAGUCCUGGCGGCACCCUCCUGCGACAGCCCUCGCACUUCCAACAGCAACCGGCCAAGGGUUGGGCACCGGUGACACCCCCGGCGACCUCACCGCUGUUGCAGCAACAUCCCCCGUUCCCGGGCCAGCAGCAGCAGAAACAGCAACAGCAGGUCCCGCUUCGGCAGCAACACCCCCAGGAUCCCUACGACCGGGCACCGCAGAGGCAGCAGCAGACUCAACCCAGCUACCACCCGUCCAUCCCUGCGGCGUUCGAGGCACCACCCUCCAUUAUCGUUCUUCGUCCUGAGCCGCCCAUCUCGCAGGCACCGGCACCAGUGUACCAAGCUCAACCUGCAGCGACCAAAGCUCCGGCAACAGGCAACAUGCGAGGGGACCUAAAGUGGCCGCCGGCGUCUGUGAAGGCCCAGGUCGAGGCGGAGAACCGCGCCAGGAUGGAACUCGCAAGGGGCCCUGCUGUCAGGCCGCGCCGAGUGCGCAAGGACUACAGCGGCUUCUUCGCGCAGCACGCACUCAACAGCACCUAUCCAGGCUACCGAGCACCACCGGGCACCCAGUACUUCACCCCGGCUUAUCAUCAUUAGCGAAUAUUCCAUCUCAAGCAACAAGCAUUAAGGCAUCGUCCUGAGUUUCUCGCACGAACGGGUGAUGCAAUCGCGGAUCAUCGCUUGCGAGUGUGUCGAGGUCACUGAGAUGCUCAGGACGUUGUACGUGGACUGAGAGAUCUGCGAAGGACCGGAGAAGUGCGUGGAGAACGACUCGCAAAAUUGUGCCUUCAUAAAAAAAUUAGAAACACUCACGAUGCCACUUAGAAAAGAAAUUUGCGUCGCGAAGUUCCGCCUCAUGGUGCGACUUCCUCUUUUUAGCUGGACCACAGAUCUGUGCACGAUUUACGAGACCGUGCGGUCGCUCUUUCAGAAUGUGGUCCACCGUGCUCGAACGUGGAGACGUUUCGCGUGCUCCAUGCGCUUCUCGGAUCUCUAGAGACUUCCGAACGGACUUCGAACUUUAACAAACCUGUGUACACAGAGACUGAACACGAUUGCUUUUCAUCAAUAGCGUAAAUUGAUUAUUAAUAAUGGAGAAAUCAAAUUUGUUUUAUGAUAUUCGAUUUAUAUUGUCUGGACAUCAUCAUUCAGAAGUUCCCAUACUUAUCCGUUCUGUUUUCUUGAUCUACGCAGUGAAAUAUAUUUUUAAAUAUUUAUUUUGCAAAAAGACGGAAGGUUUUUUAAGAAAAUAUUUCUUCCGCCUGCUUCGAUUCUUCCUUAAUUUCUCUAGAAACUGAAAUUCUCUGACUUGUAAGAGCGCGUCAUAAGAGUUUGGGAAUUUCUGGUCUAUGUGAAUUCGAUGUUGUGAUAGAGAAUUAACGUUGCGAACAAUGCAGGUUUACAAAACUAACGCUUGCCGUACAAAUCGUAAGUGGUGGACACAAGCAGUUGCUAAGAGAUUUCGAGUGAUAAUGGCAGAUUGUAAUUUUAUCGCGGAGGCGAUGACGAUAUGGGGAUGUAACGAUACAAAUUCCCGAAAUAAACGACCGAAAAUGACAAGAAGAAUAUAACGGUCUGCCCGUUAACUUUAACUGACGAAUAAUUUUUAAUAAUGUAACAUAUCGAUGUGAGUAAAUAAAUAUCUUUAUCGAUUUA
Messenger RNA from Ooceraea biroi (clonal raider ant), 2231 nucleotides. RefSeq names its product ataxin-2 homolog. The record is from RefSeq and is a predicted model, not a curated record. Lineage: Eukaryota; Metazoa; Arthropoda; Insecta; Hymenoptera; Formicidae.